This is a messenger RNA of Paramacrobiotus metropolitanus, 2149 nucleotides long. RefSeq names its product DNA polymerase epsilon subunit 2-like. NCBI's taxonomy places the organism in Eukaryota, Metazoa, Tardigrada, Eutardigrada, Parachela, Macrobiotidae. Bases 248 to 2062 code for a protein of 604 amino acids. The transcript has 12 exons. Gene Ontology annotation, cellular component: epsilon DNA polymerase complex. The record is from RefSeq and is a predicted model, not a curated record. Gene Ontology annotation, molecular function: DNA binding. Gene Ontology annotation, biological process: error-prone translesion synthesis; DNA-templated DNA replication.
GUUGCUUCCUACUCAUAAGGGCUCGCCUCGGCGGGCCAUGAACACAAUUCAAAAGUUUUAAUACACGCAUUCUGAAAAUUUGAAAUAAGUCGUAUGAUUUCUUAUUCGUCGCUUGUACCUUUGUGGUGCUUAAACUUCAGUAAUAAUUCAUUUAAUAAUUAAUAAAUGCAUUUUAUCGAUUGAUUUUAAUUGAAGAAUUUGUUGUUAAAUGUGCGAUAUUGGCAUCGAAAGAUAGUCUGCUCGCAAUAUGGGGAGCCGAGCAGAUCAGCUGGAAAAGAAGAACCUUAUUAUUGAAAUUACCAAAUAUUUCCGAUUGAAUGGCGUUAACGUGCGAAGUGGCGGAGUGGAAUAUCUGUGCGACGCACUCGUGCACAAAUCCGCGCAGGAUCGCAAAGUGGUUCUUGAGCAGAUUAUCCGUUUUCUACAGCGCCAGUCAGAAAGUUCUGUGGUGAUUUCUCAAGAAGAGAUCGUCUUGGCGUAUAAGGAAUUUACUCAGCAAGAAAGCAUUGUCGAUACAGAAUAUUUUUGGGUUUAUGACGUGUUUACUCUUCCGAGGCUCAUCUAUGACGAGGAAAAGAAGCAUUACACACAUGCUAACGCUCUGGGCCAGUCCGCUCCGCGCCUGCAUGAGACAGCUGACUGGAAAACUCGUGUUUUUGUCGAACGUUACGAAAUUCUGUUCCAGCGUUGCUUACGCAAUCCGCUUUUCGUCCGCUCUUCCUACGAGCAGGAGGAAGAGCAGCGCCGUCAAGAGGAUGAACGGCGUAAACGCCGGGAAGCCAAGCGCAAGGAACGCACGCUGCUGCAAAUCACGCAAAACGCUAAUGAUACGGCGAAUUCCACACUGCUAUUCGACGAUGAUGACGAUCAUGGACCGCAGACGUUUGUUUUGCGCACUGUGGAAGAAUUGCUCAGCUCAUCCGUUCCGAUUUACAACACCGUUGUACUGGGCAUGUUGUCGUCCCUGACGGAGACCAAAUACCAUCUGGAAGAUCCUACGGGAGCGGUGGAGAUCGACAUCGGCAUCGAAACGGCCUUCCACUCCGGAUUGUUCAUCGAGAACGUGUUCGUCAUUGUCGAGGGGUGGUACGAGGAUCGCCUGUUUCAUGCCACCGGAAUGGGUAUGCCGCUUCCGGAGCCACGCAGCAAAACUCAGUUGCAUUUUGGGGAUUUCAAUUUUUUCGGUGGUCCAUCGCAAGUGUCACUCAAAUUAUCGUCUAAAUUAAAGCGUCUAGAGCAGAAGAAUGCGGACGAUAUGAUUGUGAUAGUGUCUGAUCUCUGGUUGGAUAGACCGGACGUGCUGUCCAAGAUCGAUGUGAUGUUUAAAGGGUUCCACCAACUGCGGCCGUUUUGUUUUGUGUUCUGUGGGGAUUUCGUGUCACAGACCGAACGAGUAGAUCAUGGAAGACUCUUGCAAGAGGGAUUGGACGAGCUGCGAAAAAUCAUUCAGAAGUAUCCAGGCAUUGAAGAGUCCAGAUUUGUUUUUGUUCCCGGUCCGGCCGAUAUUGGCUCGUGUGGAUUGCUACCUAGGCAGCGUCUUCCGCCAUCACUGACUGCCAGUUUUGAGUCCAAAGUGAAGAACGCCAUUUUCGCCACAAAUCCUUGCCGCAUUCAGUACUGCACGAAGGAAAUUGUCAUUAUUCGAGAAGAUAUCCUCACCAAGAUGUGUCGCACUCUCAUUCGUGAUCCGGUUCAUGAUCAACGCACCAGUCGGUUCCGCAGCCUCACUUUCAAUUUGGCGCGGACGAUCGCCUGUCAAGGCCACCUGUGUCCGCUGCCGCCGCACAUCCUACCCACCUACUGGUCCUACGACCACGUUUUCCGCCUGUACACCCUGCCCGAUCUGAUUGUGAUCGCGGACAUUCAGGAGCCGUUUGUGGAGAAGGAUGUGUUUCUGCGGAAGAAGCCCAUGGAGGAGUCCACGCAGAACAACAGCCAAAGCCAGCGUGAUGCAUCCACGUCGUGCCUGCUGGCCAAUCCCAGCUCAUUCCCGCGACAUAAUUUCCAGUUCCAUGUGUACAUGCCGUUUUAUAACAAUAUUGAACUGAGUCAGAUUGAAUGAAUGUUUCUUAUCAGCAGUGUUCGGGUUGUGGAAUUAGGAUGAAAACGAAUUGAUUAAAUAUGGUGCGGGGUUUAUGUCGAUCGCAAG